AUGAGAGAUUCGAAUUCAAGACUUCGAGUGAUAAACCUAAGAGUUUCUAUCAAAUCAUUCAGUUAUUCAAAGGACCUCCCAACAAACCUCAUUACCAUCCAGCAAGUUCACUCUCAUUUACUCACCACUAACUCUCUACUGCUCAACUCUACACUCCUCUUCAAUACUCUUCUUCGUUGCUACUCACUCUCUGACUCUCCUCAACAUGCUUUCUUGCUCUACAAGCAACUUCAACAAAUUUACGUACAUUCUAACCAUUCAUGCCCACCUUUAUUUGAUAGCUUUACUUACUUUUCCCUUAUCAAAACUUGCCUCAUUUUAAGCUUUCCAAACAUGGGUAUGCAGCUUCAUGCUGUUAUAAUUAAAGUGGGUUUUGAAUCUCAUGUUUAUGUGAACACUGCUUUGGUUAACAUGUAUGUUUCAUUAGGGUUUUUAGUGGCUGGUACUAAACUGUUCGAUGAAAUGCCUGAAAGAAAUAUAGUUACUUGGAAUGUAAUGAUCACUGGUUUAAUAAAAUGGGGUGAGCUGGAGUUUGCGCGUUCGCUCUUUGAAGAGAUGCCUAGCAGGAGUGUUGUGUCAUGGACUGGGAUUAUAGAUGGGUACACUAGGAUGAAUCGGCCUAGGGAGGCUUUUGCUUUGUUUCGAAGAAUGGUUGAGUGGGAAUAUAUUGAACCUAGUGAGAUAACUAUUUUGGCUAUUUUACCGGCUGUUUGGCAAAAUGGGGAUGUUAAGAGUUGUCAAUUGGUUCAUGGGUAUGGAGAGAAAAGAGGGUUUCUUGCGUUCGACAUACGUGUUGCAAAUUGUUUAAUAGAUACUUAUGCCAAAUGUGGAUGCAUAGCGAGUGCGUCAAGAUUCUUUGAGGAGAUAGCUGCUGAGAGGAAAAAUUUGGUGUCGUGGACAUCUAUAAUAUCUGCAUUUGCAAUGCAUGGGAUGGGGAAAGAAGCGGUAACAAAUUUUGAGAGGAUGGAGAAAAUUGGUUUGAAGCCAAAUAGAGUGACGUACUUGAGUGUUUUGAGUGCUUGUAGUCAUGGAGGAUUAGUUGAGGAGGGGCUCAAGUUUUUUUAUAAGAUGGUUAAGGAGUGCCAAGUUUUGCCAGACAUUAAGCACUAUGGGUGCUUAGUAGACAUGUUGGGAAGGGCGGGGAGGUUAGAGGAAGCGGAGAAGAUUGCUUUGGAGAUACCUAGUGAGAUUGCUAAUGUGAUAAUUUGGAGGACCCUUUUAGGUUCUUGUAGCUUCCAUGGUAAUGCUGAGAUGGGUGAGAGGGUGACAAGGAAGAUAUUGGAGAUGGAGAGAGGAUAUGGAGGGGAUUAUGUGCUUAUGUAUAAUAUCCUUGCUGGGGUUGGAAGAUUUGGGGAUGCAGAGAGGUUGAGAAGAGUGAUGGAUGAGAGGAAUGCCUUCAAACUUCCUGGGCAUAGCAUGAUAUAACUGAUGGUCUCUUGUUCCCGCUGUGUUCUUAGCGUGCGAGAUCAUUA
Molecule: messenger RNA, 1472 nt
Organism: Pistacia vera
Lineage: Eukaryota; Viridiplantae; Streptophyta; Magnoliopsida; Sapindales; Anacardiaceae
Product: pentatricopeptide repeat-containing protein At1g09220, mitochondrial-like
Exons: 2
Coding region: 1-1425 (474 amino acids)
Biological process (GO): RNA modification
Molecular function (GO): RNA binding; protein binding
Source: RefSeq, a predicted model, not a curated record